CCGAAUUUCCCAGGUUCUCACUUCUCUGGGGAGACCAAUUUUCCAUUAACAAAGAGCCUCGACAGUGAGAGAGAAAGUAUGGCCAAGAAAAGCAAUAAGAAAUCCGCCGAACACAAGGAGCGUGUAGCGGCGAAGCAAUCUAAGAAGGCCUCGCAGAAGGAGAAGAAGGGCAAGUCGAAAGGAAAGGAUGCAGACAGUGAUGUCGAAGACGCCGAUCUAGACGCGAUCCUAGCCCAGUAUGCAGAGGAGCAGGCUCGGUUUCUCAAGGUCACAGAGGUUCCCUCGGGGCCACCGAGUCCCCGGUCCUCUGCCACCGUGCUUGCGUCUCCUUCGAACAGGAACGAGCUUCUGGUCUACGGGGGGGAGUAUUUCGAUGGCAACCUCGCCUCAUUUUUCAACAAUCUUUUUGUUUAUAACGUUGACAAACGGGAGUGGAAGGAGGUCACCAGUCCUAACAGCCCGCUGCCGCGGAGUGGACAUGCUUGGUGCCGUGGAGGAAACACGGGGGGCGUUUAUCUGUUUGGAGGGGAGUUUUCGUCCCCGAAGCAAGGGACGUUCUAUCACUACAACGAUUUCUGGUACCUCGACCCGUCUGCCAGGGAAUGGACCCGCCUCGAGACCAAGGGCAAGGGCCCUCCGGCCAGGAGUGGUCACAGAAUGACAUAUUACAAGAACUACAUCAUUCUCUUUGGUGGAUUCCAGGAUACCUCGCAGCAGACGAAAUAUCUCCAGGAUCUCUGGGUGUAUGACUGCUCGAGGUAUACGUGGUUUAACCCUCCGUUGUCAACGGCUUCCCAGAAGCCCGACCCUCGGUCAUCGUUCUCUUUUCUGCCCCAUGACUCUGGCGCGGUACUCUACGGCGGUUAUUCGCGUGUCAAAGCAGUCGCCGGCGUAGGGAACAAGUCUCAGAAGGGCGGACCGCAGCGCAUGACCAUGAAGCCUAUGGUCCACCAGGACACGUGGCUCCUGAGAAUCACACCACCGGAGUCCGAUGCCCCUGCGACAGCCGCCCCUACAGUCCGCUGGGAACGCCGGAAGAAGCCCGCGAACUCUCCCAAUCCGCCCCGUGUGGGCACCACCAUGGCGUACCACAAAGGCCGCGGGAUUAUGUUCGGAGGUGUCCACGAUGUGGAGCUCACUGAAGAGGGAAUUGACAGUGAAUUCUUCGACACCAUGUACGCCUGGAACACUGAUCGCAACCGUUUCUUCCCCCUAAGUCUGCGACGACCAAGGGCGCAAGGCAAGAAACAGUUGGCCAACCAAGCGAACAAGUCGCGGGAUCGAAGCAAAGCGGACGAAGAGGAGCUCUUGCAGAACUUGAAAGCCUUAGAGUCGAAGGGUGGAAUCCGCAGUCAAGAUGACGACGACGAAAUGCAGUUAAGCACGCCUAAGGCUGAAGAUGAUCCGAGUGAGGAAGAGAAGCAGCCGGCUGUAGUCCGCUUCGAAAUGCCGCACAAAAGAUUCAACGCCCAGUUGGCUGUGCAGGACGAUACUCUUUAUAUAUUCGGUGGAACUUUCGAGAAGGGGGAUCGAGAAUUCACAUUCAACGACAUGUACUCCGUCGACUUGGUCAAGAUGGACGGUGUCAAGGAAAUCUUCUACAACGAGCCCGAGAACUGGCACCUUCUUAACGAGGAAGACAGCGACGACGAGAUGGACGAAGACGAAGAUGAGGACGAAGAGGAGGGAGAGGAAGAAGAAGCGAUGUCGGUGGACACCGCCUCGCCCGCUCCCACCGAAAUCACAGUCCCAUCCGUGACUCAAGGAAUGGAGCAACUGGAAGUGGAAGAGCAAGAGAGUGAGCCAUCUGUGCAGGACAGCAGGCCCCUUCCUCGUCCUUUCGAGAGCUUAAGAGAGUUCUUCACGCGUACCUCCGAAGAGUGGCAGAAUGUCUUGAUGGACGCCCUGAAACACAAAGAUGUGGAGGUGGCGAAGAACAUCAAGGAGCUGCGCAAGGAUGCGUUCAGCAUGGCCGAAGAGAGGUGGUGGGAUAGCAGAGAGGAGAUUAUGGCGCUUGAAGAUGAGCAGGAAGCUGCUGGCAUUGGGGAGGUGGUCAACAUUGCCGAUCGCAGCAAUAACGCUGGCGGUGCUGGACGACGCAGGUGAUUAGAGAUACGAAGUGAGAGACCCAG
This is a messenger RNA of Aspergillus campestris IBT 28561, 2132 nucleotides long. Its product is annotated as putative Kelch repeats protein. Lineage: Eukaryota; Fungi; Ascomycota; Eurotiomycetes; Eurotiales; Aspergillaceae. Gene Ontology annotation, molecular function: protein binding. The coding region runs from base 79 to 2106 and encodes 675 amino acids. The record is from RefSeq and is a predicted model, not a curated record. The transcript is spliced from 3 exons.